AUGGAUUUGAUUCAAGAGGUAACAAGUUUUACUGAAAAUGCAGGUGAACGAACCACGUGCUCAGAGUUCAAUAACAAUCCACGAAGGCUCACGUCUUAUGACAAUCAUAACUCUCAUGGUUCUCUUUUGCUAAAUGCUCCUAAUGAUGCAGCCACCAUGGGCGCUACCUUAGCUGGACAGAAUGAUCAUCGCACUCAUGUUCACGCAGAAGAAAGUGUCUCCAACAAUAAUGACACCAAUGCUGGAAAUAUGAAUGCAGCUACAACAAGUGCAACUACAUUACAGGGGCUGAAUGGUGUUACGGCCCAUAAUCAAGGAGAAGGAAAUUUGUCAAACAAUGAUGACACAUGUGAUAGAGCUGAAAAUACGAAUCUGCAAGUUCAUCAUGAGGAAGAAAUAAAAGCUCUUCAUGAUAAUAACGCAUGGGAUCUGGUUCCACAUUCCAAGGACAUGCAUGUUAUAGGCAGCAAGUGGGUCUUCAAAACUAAACUCCAAAGUGAUGGAGCAGUCGAACGCCUCAAGCAAAAUUCUGUUGCUCGCUCAAGUACAGAAGCAGAAUAUAGAUCUAUGGCAUCUGCCACCGCUGAACUCAUCUGGCUCACCUACAUAUUGCGGGAUAUUGAGAUUUAUAUUUUGCAACCUCCAACACUAUAUUGUGACAAUAUCUCAACCUUUCAAGUCUCCAUCAAACCAGCGUUACAUUCAAGAAUGAAGCACAUCGACAUUGAUUACCAUUCUGUUCGUGAGAAAGUUGCGAUUGGCUCUCUCGUCACCAAAUACAUUCCUUCCCUUAAGCAAAUUGCUGACAUAUUUACCAAACCAUUGCCUAGACUUCAACUUGAAAAUUUAUGCAACAAACUUGGCAUAUGGAUUGCAUCCACCACCAGUUUGAGGGGCAAUGUUAACAAUAUGGCAAUAAUCAAAUCUAUGGAAAGUAUUGACGAUAAUGAAGUUGCCGAAAUCACCGCCGAGCAUGUUGGCUUAGAUGAAACCGCUGUUGCUGAAAUCAAGGAGAUAGAUACUGUAACCUCAAGGCUGAAAUCAAGGAGAUAA
Nymphaea colorata (pocket water lily) is the source of this 1053-nucleotide messenger RNA. RefSeq lists its product as uncharacterized. Lineage: Eukaryota; Viridiplantae; Streptophyta; Magnoliopsida; Nymphaeales; Nymphaeaceae. The transcript is spliced from 3 exons. The record is from RefSeq and is a predicted model, not a curated record. Bases 1 to 1053 code for a protein of 350 amino acids.